AUGCACUGGCUCAUUAUAUUUUUUCUACUUGGAAAAUGUGACGGAUUAUUCAUGCAGGAAAAUGCAUCCAUAGCAAUAAUUGGUGCUGGAUUUGCUGGGCUCCGAGCAGCUCAACGGUUUGAAGAGCUCGGAAUUGUAUAUACAAUAUUUGAGGGAUCGGAUAGAAUUGGAGGAAGAGUUUAUUCGUUUCCUUAUCAAAAUGGAUACUUGCAAUUUGGAGCUGAAUAUAUUAAUGGAGAGGAUAAUGAUAUUUAUGAAAUUGUUGAACGGAAAAAUUUGCUCUCAACAUCUGAAACUGACAAAGAUGAAUUUGAAACCAUGGUUUAUGGAAAACCAGUUCAUGACACGUUUCACAACAUUUGGAACCGAUUCGAAAUUACCACAAUGGCUAAACUAGAGAAGGACGCGGCAAACAAAGGAAUUUCUAUGAACAGUGUACCACAACGAAUUGAUUUCUAUUUUGAGGAGUUCAAGAAUAUCACAGGACUUGAUCCCGAUGAAGCCAUAGUUUUUGAAAAAAUGUUAAAAAUCUACAAAAAUCAAUUUCAAAUUGAAUGGUCGGCUAGUGCGGAAGAUCUUUGUCUCAAAAACUUUAACACGUGGGAUUCAGGUGUUGACUCAGAAGCAACACUUAACAAUAUGGGAUUCAAAACCAUUUUAGAUGAAUUAACUUCGAAAGUUUCAAAAAGUAAAAUGAGGAUGUUAUCAAAAGUUGAAGGUUUGGAUUACACAGGCAAGUUUUUUCAAAGACAAUAAUGUUAAAAUAUUUUUAAACAAUGGUGAAACUUUCAUAUUUGAUUAUGUAAUUGUUACGUCUUCUCUUGGAUAUUUAAAACAAUUCAAAAGUUCUCUUUUUACCCCAUUGCUUCCAGCCGAAAAAUGAGAGCAAUUGAAAGAGCUGGAUUCGGAAGCAACUUGAAAAUUUUCUUGGAAUAUGAGAAACCAUGGUGGCCACUUGGAACGACUUUACGAAUAUCCGGAAAAAUUGAGGUUAAUCAAACCACUCUGGAAGACGAUUUCAUGGUUUUCGAGCCCAGUUCAUGGGCAAAGAAUAUUCUCGUUGCCUGGGUGGCUGGAAACGGGCCGAUGAAAAUUGCGGAACUUUCUGACGUUCAACUGAAUGAAAUCAUCAGCAAACAUCUUACAACAAAUCUUAAAAAUAUUUACAAUAUUCCGAAAAUUCAAAAAAUCUAUCGUCACAACUGGAUUACUGAUGAGUUUGCUCGUGGAAGUUACUCGUAUAUUUCUGAAAAUACAUGCCACUCAAACACAGAUGAUAUCAAGAUUUUGAGAGAUCCUGUGCUCCGCAAUAGAAAACCCAUAAUUUGUUUUGCUGGUGAGCACACAGAUUCAAAGAUGUAUCAAACAGCUGUUGGAGCAUCAAGAAGUGGUCUUAGAGAAGCUGAUCGAAUAUUUAAUUAUAUGAGAUCAACUUGA
Messenger RNA from Caenorhabditis elegans, 1437 nucleotides. Lineage: Eukaryota; Metazoa; Nematoda; Chromadorea; Rhabditida; Rhabditidae. The record is from the annotation of a RefSeq genome assembly.